AUGCAGUCUCGUGCACUUGGAGUACGUAUUGGUAGUCUCUUGAGGGCCCGUCAAUUCACCGGCGAAGACCCAGUGAGUCAGCGCAGCCAUGAUUCGACCUCGGAUGAUCAGGCAAAAGCCAACCCCGCAUCUUCGGACUUGUCCCACCGAUAUAACGUCAUCAUCCAUACCUCUCCCUUCCUUCGAUGUCUUCAAACUGCAAUAGGAGUCAGUGCUGGCAUCAACCAACAACAUCCGGAUACAGAGGCAUCCGAGGCAACCAGUUCCGCUUUCACGGUUCCCGAAACUUCGUCAAUCCCUGAUCGGCGAUGUCUGCUUCGCGUCGACGCAUUUCUGGGAGAAUGGCUCUCACCCGACUACUACGACCAGAUCACGCCCCCGCCGGGCUCAGACAGAAUGGUGGCGUCUGCGAAAGCGGAAUUACUUCGUCGCGCCGAGGCCAUCCCAGCGACCGACGGGUCACCGAGGGCGUUAUCAGGCAACUUCCCUGGUGGUUGGGGCAGCCAGUCUCAGCCUACUUCACCGUCCGAAAACGAAGAUCGACGCGUGCGCCCCGCAACAACGCAGCGCCAGCGCGCCAGCACGCACAACACUCUUCAGAGCCCCAGCCAAAUGCAAGAUGGCAAGGAGAGGCUACUCCGUCUCAACACAGAUCUGUCACCUGAUGUAGUCGCACAUUAUGUACCCCCAACUCCCAAUUAUGCCGUCUCCAACUCUGACCCUAUCCCUACCGGCUAUGUAGCUCAUGCGCGGAAUGCAUGUACAAAGAUCGAUUACCAAUGGGAUAGUAUGCGCACCCCGUACUGGGGUACAGGUGGCGAGUUCGGCGAGGAGUGGGGUACUAUGCAUGAACGUGUUCAUGAUGGAUUCCAGCACAUGAUCAACUGGUAUCGGGAACAAGGUCAACCUAAAGACGAUUCUAUAGCCGCAAAGUCGAGCGGGGAGACAACUGACAAUGCGCAAACGAUCUUGGUAAUAAUCACACAUGGCGCAGAUUGCAAUGCUUUGAUCAGUUCGCUGAGUGGUCAUUCGGUUUUGCUCGAUAUCAACACAGCUUCGCUUACCAUGGCUGUGCGAAGCAAUCGUGUCAAUCAACCGACGCGUGACGAGGAUCCCCAGCUUAAAUACCCGGACCCCGACGACCAAUCGGUCUCCCAGGAAUACUCCUUGCAGAUUGUGGCGUCAACUGAUCACCUGCGCCCGGGCAUCAACCCUUCACAGCUCACCUCCCUGUUAUCUUCAUCUGCGAAGGUACUUUCACCGCCCCCAGUCCCUUCUUAUCGGAAUCGCCUUGGCGCUCGCCCAUCACUCCCUCAAGGAACGUCUACAAACAGGCCACCAAGCUCCGGUAGUACCAGCCCCCGUGCAUGGACACUGGCGAUGCGCCCACCUCCUAAUUCCCGCGGCAUCUCUGGGCUCUGGAACUCGGUCCCAUCCGCUGAUAAAACGGACGAUUUUGAAGACAAUUAUGUUCCGGACUUUGGUGAUCGGUCGGUCAGCCAAGAUUCAGCUCUCUCUUCAAGACCUGUAGUUGACCGUGGCUGGACGAAGCAGUUACCGCAACGGACAUUAUCCCAGCGUGGUCUAUGGGGGAGUGCUCAGUCAUUGGGGGAACGUGAAGGAGGGACAAAACGGAGAUGGACGGUGACGGAACAAAACUUGUGA
This is a messenger RNA of Penicillium bovifimosum, 1665 nucleotides long. RefSeq lists its product as uncharacterized. The record is from RefSeq and is a predicted model, not a curated record. The coding region runs from base 1 to 1665 and encodes 554 amino acids. Lineage: Eukaryota; Fungi; Ascomycota; Eurotiomycetes; Eurotiales; Aspergillaceae. The transcript has a single exon.